Molecule: messenger RNA, 1896 nt
Organism: Grosmannia clavigera kw1407
Lineage: Eukaryota; Fungi; Ascomycota; Sordariomycetes; Ophiostomatales; Ophiostomataceae
Product: Nrm1
Exons: 2
Coding region: 1-1896 (631 amino acids)
Cellular component (GO): SBF transcription complex; cytoplasm
Molecular function (GO): transcription coregulator activity
Source: RefSeq, a predicted model, not a curated record
AUGAACAGAAUCGCUCGCGACGCCCGGGACGGCCAAAGCACUCGAGACGUCCGGGAUGUGCUGCCGCGUCUUUCUGACCGGUCGGACGCGACUGCUUCUCGCGUCAAUCGCGCUUUUGAUGCCGUCGACGCGGCGCAUUCAUUGCUGCCACCCCACAACCAACACCCACAGCAGCAGUUGCAGGAUUUGCAACAACUGCAUCCGCUGCAGCCUCCUCUAUCUGCAUCUGCAUCCUUCCAGAGUAGCAGCAGACACUACUUCCAGCAGUACCAGCAGCAUCAGGACGACCGGCUCCAUCUGUACCAGCCCCAGUACAACCCAGCAGCUAGCAACAGCGACUCGCAGGACACGACCAGCAGCACAGACACCACAGCAAGCACGGACACGGACCGUCUGUUCACCCCACCCAUUAGCGAAGGCGGGCUCAGCGGGGUCGGUGGUGGUAGCGGCAGCGUGAACAGUAACAGCAACUCUGUCGGCAACUCGUACGGCUUUGAGCACGACUUCUCCGGCCAGGACUCGCAGCUGCUCCAGCUGUCCGAGCUCGCAGCAGCCAGCGCAAGAAUGGCCGAUCUGAACGCGCUAGACGCACCCGACACGUCUGCCCUGUCCCGAAAGCGGACUGCCGACGGCGGCGUCAAGCCCAUGCGUAAAACGUCCAACGCAUCACCCAUCUUUACUGGCGGUCACUCACGCAGCACGAGCACCGUGGGCGUUGCUUCGACAGCCGGCGGCCGCAUCGGCGAGCUCUCGGCCGAGCUGAAAGCGAAGCUGUCGUAUGCCAUGGUCAAAGUGAACAACGGCUGGCAAGCCCACUCGAUCGACCAGGUUGAGAACUUUGCAUCCCAGGCCACAUCGCCUGCAUCCAGCACAUCAACCAUCCAUGGCCGGCAUGGAUCAUCGGCCAGUCCGCGUCUCGCCGGCAUGCCAUCACAUAAGCGCCGACUCAGCCAGGCCAGCCAAAUGAGCCAGAUCAGCGGGUCUACAGCCGGCCUGGCGGGCCGGACUCCCGCCGCCAUCGACACGUCCGGGUGGCUGCCACAGAGCAGCGGCCGAUACUACAACAAUUCACCGGCGUUGCUGGCUUCGCCGCUAGCUGUGUCUCGAUCCAACGACUCCGGUGUCCCGCGAUCUCUCGCUCCACCAGUCUCUAUCCAGCCAGCCCGUCCGAGUUUGGCAGCGCGCCGAAACUCCAAUCCCGGGUUCGGCCUCGCAGCAUUGGCCUCCUUCUCCCACUACGCCAGUCCGCCGUCCCCAGGAUACAUGAGCCCGGUGAAGCGGACACCGAACAUGGACCCUAUCUUGUUUUCUCCUCAUCAGAAUGUGCGCGAGCAGGAUGCUAUCGAAACCCUGCUGUUUAUGAGCAGUCCGGGCAACUCGGCAAACAUGAAGCAGUUUCCUUCAAUGUCAUCGCAGCCGCUUCCAAACGGACACCACGAGUCUCACCCGUUACACCACCAGUUGCCGCCUAUGAGCAGUCCGCAACGACACGCUCUCCCAUCGGCGCCACGCAAGAGCUUGCCGACAUCGCGGCCCAUGGGUCACCGACAUUCGCAAUCGCUAUCCAGCCGACGCGGCCACAACCGCAGCCCCAGUGAUAUGGACAUUGAUGAGCCCUUUGGCACACCACAGUCCAGCAUCAGCAGCACAGUUCGAGGCACGCCAAGGCGCCGUGACAACGGCCACCCAAUGACGGAUGUGCCGACCCCUCGACUCAAGAUACCUCUGUCCAUGCCGUCAGGACUGAGCGGCACAGCCAAGCCCAGGCCCGUCCUGGGCGAAGAUGACAUUGAAAAGAUGCUAGACCGUGCUGCGGCCGCUUCUGCCGACGACUCGUCUGAUUCCGGCAGUGAGAUUCUCAUUCCUGUUCGGCGGGCUGGUCAGGUGGGAAUGUGA